UUUUCCCCCCCUAAAAUUUAACUACAAGUUAAAAUAUGCAAAUAAUCCAACAUUAGCUUUAGGCUUAGGGUUUCUCUUAUAAAUUUUAGGGUUUCUUCGGCACGCCUCUUUCUCCCUUUCGGAUAAUUCGUUUCCUCUAUUGCUCUUGCGGUUUCUAAUUCUAAAGAAUUAGUUUAUACACUUGUCAAGAUGCAGAACGAAGAGGGUAAAAUCACAGAGCUUUAUAUUCCCAGAAAAUGCUCCGCAACGAACCGGCUGAUUACUUCCAAGGACCAUGCUUCUGUUCAGAUCAACAUUGGGCAUUUGGAUGAGAAUGGCAUCUACACAGGCCAAUUUUCCACUUUUGCUCUCUGUGGUUUCAUUCGGGCCCAGGGAGAUGCUGACAGUGCACUGGAUCGGCUCUGGCAGAAGAAGAAAGUCGAAGUGCGUCAACAAUAGAUGAUUGUGCUGUUCUGUUUCAUCUCUAUAUCAAAGUUUUCAAGUAUAGAGAUACACUUUUAAAAUUUUUGAACCACUCAUAGUUAAGUAGUUUCCAUUGACGAUUUAAACUCAUUAGUUUCUUUACUCAACUUCAUCUGAGUCGGUACAAGCUUUGAUGGGUCAAAAGAGGGCCAAAACUCGGUUGAAUGAAAAAUGUUGAAUUUCAUUUUCCAUUAAAAAUAUUUUUAUCAGAGAUUCUAUAUGGCCAUGUGAUGUUGAUUUGAUAAGGAUGCUUUUGGGUUUUUGAUA
Messenger RNA from Benincasa hispida (wax gourd), 729 nucleotides. Its product is annotated as small ribosomal subunit protein eS21y. Gene Ontology annotation, biological process: translation. Gene Ontology annotation, molecular function: structural constituent of ribosome. The record is from RefSeq and is a predicted model, not a curated record. NCBI's taxonomy places the organism in Eukaryota, Viridiplantae, Streptophyta, Magnoliopsida, Cucurbitales, Cucurbitaceae. Gene Ontology annotation, cellular component: ribosome.